Staurois parvus is the source of this 2857-nucleotide messenger RNA. NCBI's taxonomy places the organism in Eukaryota, Metazoa, Chordata, Amphibia, Anura, Ranidae. The record is from the annotation of a GenBank genome assembly.
AUGUUGAAAUCAAAGACCUUUGUGAAGAAGACACGCUCAGGUGCAAUUUUAAAAAUUGUCAGAGAACAUUACUUGAGGGACGAUAUUACCUGUGGUUUCCAGGGCUGUGAGGAGUGCAAACAGGAGAACCCGGUCCUCUGUCAGGAAUCCCAUAUGCAAAGUUCUCUUUGUCAACAUCCCCACUACAUUUUGCCUGACACUAAUGUGUUGCUUCACCAGAUUGAUAUCCUUGAAGACCCAGUUAUUCAGAAUGUGAUCUUACUGCAGACCGUACUCCAGGAAGUCAGGCGCCGAAGUGCCCCAGUUUACAAAAGAGUCCGGGAUCUUACUAGUAACCCUGAGAAGUACUUCUCACGUUCUCCAAUGAGUACCAUCGUGAGACCUACAUAGAACAAGAACAAGGAGAGAAUUCUAAUGAUCGGAACGACAGGGCAAUUCGAACGUCAGUAAAAUGGUACAAUGAGCACUUGAAGAAUUCAACAAAAAACAAGGACCUACAAGUGCUUUUAAUAACAAAUGACCGGAGAAAUAAAGAGAAAGCGGUGGAAGAAGGAAUUGUAGCGUAUACCUGUGAAGAGUAUAUAAAAAGUUUGUUAGCUAAUCCAGAACUUGUUGAUCGUCUUUCCAAUAUUUCUGAUGACAAGAAUGAGGUGGAAAGUGGUAAAAUUAUCUUUUCGGAGCAUCUUCCUUUGUCUAAAUUACAGCAAGGGAUAAAAUCUGGCAUUUACCUUCAAGGAACAUUCAGAGCAAGUCGAGACAACUUUUUAGAAGGAACUGUUUGGGUCCAUGGAGAGGCUGUAGAGAACAAAGAGGUAAUCUUACAAGGGUUGCGAAACCUAAACCGAGCAAUGCACGAAGACAUUGUUGCUGUACAGCUCUUGGAAAAAGAUAAUUGGGUGGCUCCAUCCUCUGUGGUCCUCCAAGAUGAUGGUGAAAGUGAAGAUAUUGAAGUCGUAGAGGAAAAAGAAAAAAUGCUAAAAAAUGUUGAAAAGAGAACUGCAAAACCAUCUGGAAGAGUAGUUGGCAUCAUAAAAAGGAACUGGAGACCAUAUUGCGGCAUGUUGUCAAAGUCACAGAUUAAAGAGUCCACUCGCCAUCUCUUUACGCCAGCUGACCGAAGCAUACCUCGCAUUCGCAUAGAAACCAGGCAAGCCUCCGUUCUGGAGGGACAGAGAAUUAUAGUGGCAAUUGAUGGAUGGCCAAGAAACUCCAGAUAUCCUAAUGGACAUUUUGUAAAGAACCUCGGCGCAGCUGGUGACAAGGAGACGGAGACAGAGGUUUUACUUCUGGAACAUGAUGUUCCUCACCAGCCAUUCUCACAGGCUGUUCUCAGCUUCCUACCCAAGAUGCCUUGGUCCAUUACACCUGAGGACAUGAAGCACAGAGUUGAUUUGAGACAUUUAUAUGUGUGUAGUGUGGAUCCUCCCGGCUGUACAGACAUUGACGAUGCGCUGCAUUGCAGGGAACUGGAAAAUGGAAACUUAGAGGUUGGAGUGCAUAUUGCAGAUGUGAGCCAUUUUAUUAGGCCUGGCAACGCUUUGGAUCAGGAAUCUUCCAACCGGGGUACUACUGUAUACUUGUGUGACAAGAGAAUUGACAUGGUCCCUGAUUUGCUCAGUUCAAAUUUGUGCUCUUUAAGAUCACAAGUGGAUAGGCUGGCAUUUUCAUGCAUUUGGGAAAUUAGCCAUGAUGCCAAAAUUAUUCAUACAACGUAUACAAAAAGUGUAAUCAAUUCAAAAGCUUCCCUUACCUAUGCAGAAGCACAGAUGAGAAUUGAUUCUCCCGACAUGAAUGAUGAGAUUACUAAAAGUCUCCGUCUGCUGAAUAAAUUGGCAAAGAUUUUGAAGAAGCAGAGAAUAGAUAAUGGUGCUUUAACUCUUUCUUCCCCUGAGGUUCGAUUUCACAUGGACAGUGAAACUCAUGACCCCAUAGAUCUUCAGACCAAGGAGCUCAAGGAAACUAAUUCCAUGGUGGAAGAGUUCAUGUUGCUUGCUAACAUUUCAGUGGCACAGAAGAUCUACGAAGAAUUUUCAGAGUAUGCAUUACUGCGUAAACAUCCAGCUCCUCCUCCGGGAAAUUAUGACAUUCUGGUGAAGGCUGCAAGUUCCAAGAAUUUGGAGAUAAAAACAGAUUGUGCAAAGGCUCUGGCUGAUUCCUUAGACACAGCAGAAUCAGAGGAGUUUCCCUAUUUGAACACUUUGCUGAGGAUCCUGGCUACCCGCUGCAUGAUGCAGGCAGUCUACUUCUGCUCUGGAAUGGAUAGUGAUUUCCACCACUAUGGUUUAGCCUCUCCAAUCUACACACACUUCACCUCUCCCAUUAGAAGGUAUGCCGAUGUCAUAGUACACCGACUUCUGGCUGCAGCAAUUGGGGCAGACUGCACAUACCCUGAUCUGACAGAUAAACAAAAAAUAGCAGAAAUCUGCAAAAAUAUUAACUUCAGGCACAAGAUGGCUCAGUAUUCACAGAGAGCUUCUGUUGCAUUUCACACUCAGCUGUUCUUUAAAAACAAAGGAAUUGUAAAUGAAGAAGGAUACAUCUUGUUUGUUCGGAAAAAAUGCGCUUGUGGUAUUGAUCCCAAAGUUUGGUUUAGAAGGCAUGGUCUUCUUUGAUGACAAAGUAAAGCCUAGGCUAAUUUACAAUGAUGAGAUUCCUUCGCUGACUGUGGAAAACACCACCUUCUAUAUGUUUGAUAAAGUAAAAGUUAAAAUUUCUUUGGACGCUUCAAACAUUCAACACCAGAAAAAUACGAAUGGUUCUCGUGGAGCCUGAGAUUCCUGGUGUUGCAAUAAGGGAGAUGGACCAAAGCACCAUCAGUGAAGAGCCAACAGCCAAGAAGAGCAAGCGGAAAACAUAG